CUGGCGGCGCCGCUGGAGUUUCGGGUCCCGCUUGGCCACUUGGUUACCUGCCGUCUCUACCUCUGCCGCCGCCGCCACCAUGCUCUCGGUCCGCGUCCCGCUCGCCACCAUCGCAGACCAGCAGCAGCUGCAGCUCUCGCCGCUGAAGGGGCUCAGCCUGGCGGACAAGGAGAACACCCCCCCGGCCCUCAGCGGGACCCGCGUCCUGGCCAGCAAGACCGCGCGGAGAAUCUUCCAGGAGCCCAUGGAGCCGAAAACUAAAGUACCUGCCCCCAGCGUGGAGGAUGAACCACUACUAAGAGAGAACCCCCGCCGCUUUGUCAUCUUUCCUAUCGAAUACCAUGAUAUUUGGCAGAUGUACAAGAAAGCUGAGGCUUCCUUUUGGACAGCCGAGGAGGUGGAUCUUUCCAAGGACAUUCAGCAUUGGGAAGCCCUGAAGCCUGAGGAACGAUAUUUUAUAUCGCAUGUUCUGGCUUUCUUUGCAGCAAGUGAUGGCAUAGUAAAUGAAAAUUUGGUGGAGCGAUUUAGCCAAGAAGUUCAAGUUACAGAAGCCCGCUGUUUCUAUGGCUUCCAAAUUGCCAUGGAAAACAUACAUUCUGAAAUGUAUAGUCUCCUUAUUGACACUUACAUUAAAGAUCCUAAAGAAAGGGAAUUUCUCUUCAAUGCCAUUGAAACUCUGCCUUGUGUGAAGAAGAAAGCGGACUGGGCCUUGCGUUGGAUUGGGGACAAAGAGGCUACCUACGGAGAACGGGUUGUAGCCUUUGCCGCUGUGGAAGGAAUCUUCUUUUCUGGUUCUUUUGCGUCAAUAUUCUGGCUCAAGAAACGAGGACUGAUGCCUGGCCUCACAUUUUCCAAUGAACUUAUUAGCAGAGAUGAGGGUUUACACUGUGACUUCGCCUGCCUGAUGUUCAAACACCUGCUACACAAACCAUCAGAGCAGAGGGUGAAAGAAAUAAUCAUCAAUGCUGUCAGGAUAGAACAGGAGUUCCUUACAGAGGCCUUGCCUGUGAAGCUCAUUGGGAUGAAUUGCACUUUGAUGAAGCAAUACAUUGAAUUCGUGGCAGACAGGCUCAUGCUGGAGCUGGGUUUCAACAAGGUUUUCAGAGUAGAAAAUCCAUUUGACUUUAUGGAGAAUAUUUCACUGGAAGGGAAGACUAACUUCUUUGAAAAGAGAGUAGGCGAGUAUCAGAGGAUGGGCGUGAUGUCGAAUCCAACAGAGAAUUCUUUCACCUUGGAUGCUGACUUCUAAAUGAACAGAAGAUGUGCUCUUAUUUAGCUGGUUUUUUUUUUUUUUUUCUUAUCACCCCCAACCCUGCAAAAAAAUCAGCUAAAAUGCACCGACCAGCUACACCAUUGUCCAUGUGUUUGUUAAUGGCAUCUAAAAACUGUGUAGCUACCUCAGAUGAUCCCAGCUUCAAAGUGAGGGAACCCUCAAGCAAGCCUGACCCAGUAGGAUUAAGCAUCAGUUACAACCAUCAGGCAUUUAAAAGAACAAUAUCACUGCUACAAAGCAGAAUUAAGUAUAUUUAACUUGUUUGUAAAUAAAACUGGCACUUUACACACAAAUGAACAUUGUACUGUCAAGGGGGAAGCCUGAUUUGUUUGGUUUGCACCAAAUGCAAAGUGUUGUAUUUACCACUCAUGGGGGCCAAUUCAAAAUUCAGUAAGCAACUAGAGUUAAACUUCUGUGGACUAAGCAUGUAAUUUAAGUUUUGUUUUGUUUAAUGAAUUGAAAUAUUUAAUCAAUUUUUAAGUCAGUUCCUGUGCAUACCUAGACUUUAGUCUGCUGGUGCCAAUCAAGACAAUUUGUAUUUUACUCUGUACUCCAGGUAGCGUAUCAUGGCAACUGCUGCUCAACUGAAAUGUCUUUCAGGGCAAGGAGCUUCUAACUUAAGUCACUGGGAACUGAGGCAUGUUUUGGGUGAGUGCUAGUGACCAAGUGACUUGUGAGAAGCGCUAUCAUUUCUCAAAAUUGUACUUCCUUCAAUUUAUAGUUGGUGUGGAAAGACUUAAAAGGUAUGUGUAGGUGGGAUUUAAGAUAAUAUUAUGACUUUUCAGAUCGUCCUUAGACAAAGUGACCUGCCUCAGCUUUCUUAAGUGGUGAAACCAGAACUGAAAUUGAUUCUCCUAAAAGUUCUGUUUAUUCUAACUUUGUAAGUAGGUACUGUUGAGACUUCAUUUUAACAUGUCUCUUAUUUAGAAAAUAUUUUUUACUCUGUGUUCAUUUAGGUUUUACUUAUUUGUAUUUGGGGAAAAAAAUCAUCCAGUAUUAUCUUGGAAGUUAAUAAUUGUAAGACAUUGCUCACUUAUUCUAACAUUUGCCUAAAUAUGAGCAUAACCUGGUGAAUUCCUUAACCGGUAGAAAAUUGGUGGUAUGAUCUUAUUAAUGCAUCUUCCAUUUAAAUGUUAAUUUUAGUUAGAGGUGUAAAUAAACUAACAGCCAGUU
Molecule: messenger RNA, 2446 nt
Organism: Sciurus carolinensis (gray squirrel)
Lineage: Eukaryota; Metazoa; Chordata; Mammalia; Rodentia; Sciuridae
Gene: Rrm2
Product: ribonucleotide reductase regulatory subunit M2
Exons: 10
Coding region: 80-1249 (389 amino acids)
Biological process (GO): deoxyribonucleotide biosynthetic process
Cellular component (GO): cytosol
Molecular function (GO): ribonucleoside-diphosphate reductase activity, thioredoxin disulfide as acceptor
Source: RefSeq, a predicted model, not a curated record